AAAAAUAUUUCUAUUUCCGGUUGUUUGGCAGCGAAAGAAAGUGCGUGCACGUGUUGUUCUGGAAUUUUGAUGUCAAAUAUUUAUUGAAGUACUAUUUAAAAAGUGGCGAUUUCUCUUAUUUUUGGAAUAAGUGGAAAGUGAUAUUUAAAAGAGACUCUAAUAUCAUCAUUUCUUCUUCACAAACUAAGAAAAUGGUGGGUUCCCGCGUCUACGUCGGCGGCCUGCCAUUCGGCGUCCGGGAGCGCGACCUGGAGAAAUUCUUCAAAGGCUUCGGCAGGAUCAGAGACAUCCUCAUCAAAAACGGAUAUGGGUUUGUGGAAUUUGACGACUACAGAGAUGCAGAUGAUGCUGUAUAUGAGCUAAAUGGGAAAGAACUCCUAGGGGAAAGGGUGGUGGUGGAGCCGGCGCGCGGCAUCGACCGGAGCGCCGAGCGGAGCCGUCGGGACCGGCACUACGACCGAGACCGCGGCGGCCGCUCGCGAUACGACAGCACUGCCUCCAAUUACAGAUACGGGCCGCCGACGCGCACCGAAUACCGCCUCGUGGUGGAGAACCUAUCGAGCCGCAUCAGCUGGCAGGACUUGAAGGAUUACAUGCGUCAAGCUGGCGAGGUGACCUACGCUGACGCCCACAAGCAACACCGUAAUGAGGGUGUGGUGGAGUUUUCGUCCCACGCGGACAUGCGAGCGGCCAUCGAGAAGCUGGACGGGACUGAGCUGAACGGACGCCGCAUCCGUCUCGUGGAGGACAAGCGGUCGUCGCGCCGCCGCUCCCGGUCGUCGUCUUCACGAUCCAGGUCGCGCUCGCGGUCACGCGGACGCCGCGCUUCGCGGUCCAGGUCUCGCAGCCGCUCUCGCUCCAAGCCGCGCUCCAAGACAAAGAGCCCGGCCGCCAAGUCCCGCUCACGAUCCAGGUCCAAGGACCGCAGCCGUUCCAAGUCCCGCUCAGGCUCUCCGGACCGCCGCCGCCGCUCCGUGUCGCGCAAGUCUGACGACCGCCCCCGCAGGUCCACCUCGAGGUCCAAGUCCAGAUCGCCGAAAAAGUCCAUGUCGAAGGAGCGUUCCCGCUCGCGCAGCAAGGGCGCAUCUCCCAAGCAGGACGACCGCCGCAAGUCGGUCAGCAAGUCCCGCUCUCGCUCGCGUUCACCCCGCUCAGCACGCUCGGCUUCCCGCGACCGCUCGGUGUCCCGGGGACGCUCUCGCUCAGCCUCGCCCCGGACAAACGGCGACGCCAACGGACGCAACAGCGCCGACCGCUCGCCACGAAGCGGCGAUUAGAUGUACUAAUUUAAGGACUCAAAAUGGAUGACAACGGCAUGACAUGUUUUUUGAUAACUAGAGUCAAUUUUAUAGUGUACAAGUUACACCACCCCACCUGUAAGUCUCGGUUUCUGAAGGAGUGUUGUCUAUGGUGUGAAAAUAUUAGGCCCGUUGUCAUCCAGAGUGAGUCGGGAUGUUUUUAACUCUGCAUCAUUCAUUUUAUUCACUGUUAGGAGCUAAUAACAGGCGAUUGCGGAUUGGUCGGUGGCGGUAACUGACAAGGAUUGACAACGUUCUAUGAUCUCUUUAAAUUAUGCAUGGAUUGAUCUUUGUUGUUGUUAACUGUCAAUUGAGACUCUUCGUAUUGCCUGUAGAUUAAGUACAUUAUUGUGAUUUUGGAUGUAUUACUUUCGAGCACUUGUCAUUUCAUUUUAAAUUCACAUAAAAUUAUGUGCUAGUGAUGGAGGUAGAUUUUUCGUUAGGUGUCAAAUGUGUAGGGUAAGAGGAUUACUACAUUAUAGCAAAGUAAAGCUAGUAUUUUGUAUUGUUUAUACUACUGAUAUUUUAUGUUACUGCUGUGUAACCAUCAAUUUUGACUUAUUUGUUAAGUACACAGGACUUUCUAUAGCAAUUUAAUUUAAUGAGUUCUAUUAAUAUGGUGACUUGUAAAUACAGAAUUUGUUACUAUACCUACUACCAAAUAAUUUUAAAUAAAUAAGUUUCAUGAAAAA
This is a messenger RNA of Plutella xylostella (diamondback moth), 1990 nucleotides long. NCBI's taxonomy places the organism in Eukaryota, Metazoa, Arthropoda, Insecta, Lepidoptera, Plutellidae. The record is from RefSeq and is a predicted model, not a curated record.